Messenger RNA from Papilio polytes (common Mormon), 1693 nucleotides. RefSeq lists its product as uncharacterized. The record is from RefSeq and is a predicted model, not a curated record. NCBI's taxonomy places the organism in Eukaryota, Metazoa, Arthropoda, Insecta, Lepidoptera, Papilionidae. Bases 267 to 1037 code for a protein of 256 amino acids. The transcript is spliced from 2 exons.
AAUGAAAUGAAGUGAAGUUGGCUGGCAGUAGGCUAGGCAGGUUAGGUUAUCUAUCCGUGUUUGUAAUAUGACUGUAAUCUUUGCUGUGUCUGGUCUGGUUCAAUAGUGGUUUGUACAAUGUGCAUGUGUUGUGAUCUAUGAAAAUAUUGUACAAGUAUAAACGAAGAGUUUUAUAGAACACAACAGUGAAAAUUAGAUAUACGUAUCAACGGGUUGUCAAGGUGAAAAAGGUUUGGGUUUAAUUUUACGUGCUUACUCUGGUUAUUAUGAAACCAGUAACAUUGAAAAGAAACAGUGAUCAUUCCGAGGAUGACCUUGUACGAUAUAAAAUAAAUAAAAAAUACAUAAACAAUGUUAACAAAUCAACUGCCAAGAAAACAAAGAAAGAAACCGUGGAUAUUGAUGACGACACUAUUCGUUACAAAUUGCCUACAAUUUCAACAAAAACAAACAAAGAGAAAAAGCCGAAAACCAAAACAAAAAUUAAAGUUAAUUUUUGGAGCAAUAAACUAACAAAUCGAUUAAAAAACACCGGAACUAAGAGAAACCAAUCAAACCAAACAAAUACCGAAGAACCAAAUAUAACCUCUUUAUUAUUUAAACCAAAAUCUACAGAUGUGAAGGUUCGAAAGCAAGUCUCAUUCCUUCCUUCACCUCUCUUCUUGGACAACCAUGUGCCAAUGGUUGCUGUGCCCGAUGAUUUAACAUUACAACUGAAUGAACAAGAGGCAAAUGACUUACAUGUUGAUUUAAAUGACACCCAGACAAAUACAAGUGAAGAUUCAAAUACACCUAAUGAAAGUAAAGUAAACUCACAAGCGAGUCCUAGAAGUAAUAGACAUAAAAGAGGCCUUAAUAACAAUGACAGGAGUCAAGGUAAUGAGAACGAGCUUGAAUUCUUCUCCAAAUAUGUUGUUCAGAAAUUAAGAAGAAUGGAAACGAAUCAACGGAUAUAUUCUGAGAAUUUAAUAAACACUGUACUAAUGUUAGGCCAGUUAGGGAAACUAAAUGGAAAGUCAAAAGUUAGUGAGCCAUAAUAGUGUUUUUACUUAGGUUGUGGUUUUUAAGCUUGUUUUUACAUGUUAUGUGAUUGCCUUUUUUUAUAUAUUAUGAGGUGGCAAAGGAGCAAGCGGCCACCUGAAUCCCCCAAAAUGGCAAAGCGACUGCUGGCCAUUGACAUUCACAAUAGCGGAUGCAUUGUCUACCCUUAAUAGACAGAGGAGGAGACGCACAUAAAGAAAAUGUUUCCCCUUCUAUGCGUCUCCCCCGCCGUCAAAUCCACGUCCCGUCCUAACCUAUUCUUAUGAGGAAAAGGGACUAAAGUUGGGCCUCCUGCCUUUUAAUACAUAAGUACAAAUUAUUUUAUUACAUGACAAUAUGUAAUGUAAUAAUCAGUACAUAUUGAAAAUAAAAUAUCUUCCUUUAAAUACCUAAAAGUACAUAUCUUUGUUGUUACCAUUUACUUUAUACUUUCUUUACUGAUUUUUAAACAUUUACAACUGGGUAUUUUGUUUUCAUUUUAAGAUGUUUUCCAUUAAUUGUUAAACAAAGUAGCUUGUUGCAAAUUGUUUAUGUAUUACUCAUAAAAUAGUAAAUGCACAAUUAAUGUUAUUUAAGGGUUGUACUAUGAGUAUGUACAAUAAUGAUGUAACAAAAAUAUUUUUAUAUACAUUUUAAUGUACUCAUAUUUUAC